Molecule: messenger RNA, 1197 nt
Organism: Spizellomyces punctatus DAOM BR117
Lineage: Eukaryota; Fungi; Chytridiomycota; Chytridiomycetes; Spizellomycetales; Spizellomycetaceae
Product: CMGC/CK2 protein kinase
Exons: 4
Coding region: 37-1044 (335 amino acids)
Biological process (GO): regulation of transcription by RNA polymerase III; DNA damage response; protein phosphorylation
Cellular component (GO): nucleus; cytosol; protein kinase CK2 complex
Molecular function (GO): ATP binding; protein serine/threonine kinase activity
Source: RefSeq, a predicted model, not a curated record
GGGAUUUAACGGCGAGAUCGCAACGUUGCGCACAUUAUGGCAAGUGUUGCACGAGUCUACACGAACGCUUGUACGGAGAGAGCACAAGACUACUGGGAUUAUGACAAUUUGCUCCUGCAGUGGAAUGCUCAGGAUAACUAUGAGAUUGUUAGGAAGGUGGGGCGAGGAAAGUACUCGGAGGUCUUUGAAGGAGUGAACGUGGCAAAUGACCAAAAAUGCUGCAUCAAAGUCUUGAAACCCGUCAAGAAGAGAAAGAUAAAGCGAGAGAUCAAGAUUCUCCAAAACCUCGCUGGCGGGCCAAAUAUCAUUGGUCUCCUCGACAUUGUACGGGAUCCUCAAUCGAAAACUCCCGCACUCAUUUUCGAACACAUCAACAACAUUGAUUUCAAAGUUCUCUACCCCAAAUUGACAGACCAUGAAGUCCGAUAUUACAUAUUCGAGUUGCUCAAAGCCUUGGAUUUCUGUCACUCGCGAGGAAUUAUGCAUCGGGACGUCAAACCUCAUAACGUGAUGAUUGAUCAUGAGAAGAAGCAAUUGAGGCUGAUUGACUGGGGACUGGCGGAGUUUUAUCACCCGGGAGCAGAGUAUAAUGUCAGAGUCGCGUCGAGGUACUUCAAAGGACCAGAACUUUUGGUGGAUUUUCAAGAGUACGACUACUCUCUGGACAUGUGGAGUUUGGGUUGCAUGUUUGCGAGCAUGAUAUACCGAAAGGAGCCCUUCUUCCACGGACAUGACAAUUAUGAUCAGCUCGUGAAAAUCGCCAAAGUUUUGGGAACAGAAGAGCUAUUUGCCUACUUGGAAAAGUACAAUAUUCGACUGGAUUCUCGAUUUGACACUAUUCUCGGAAGAUACCCACGCAAGUCAUGGAGGCGAUUUGUAACUGCCGAAAAUGAACGAUAUAUAUCGGAUGAGGCGCUUGACUUUUUGGACAAGCUCCUGCGAUACGACCACCAAGAACGAUUGACACCGCAAGAAGCCAUGAUGCAUCCUUAUUUUGACCCUGUACGGCCAAAGGAUUUCAAGCCAGGGGAGCUAAAUGCAUAGGGAUACGCGAGAUUUGUAUAGCCUAAUUAUCUUUUGUAUGCGUACGGACGCUGCGGCACAGGAUUUUUGGCGAUGGUCUAGGAUACGUAUUUCUUGGUGAUAGGAGGAACUGUAAUUAUAUUCGAAUAAAUGCCGCUAUCACAGAGGAGGAGA